ACGUGGCCAGUCAAAAUGCCAGAACCCAGCAGCGGGGAAGCCCGCGGGUCACCAUGCCACCUGAACCUCCCAACCGCAGCGACGAGCUGGGGGGCGUUACUUCUACGUCUCUGCAAGAGAGGAGGAGCCCGGUGCCCCUUUCCCUCUACAGCACCGGGGACAGCCAGCCGGGUGCCCAAACUUUCCCGGGCCUGCGGAGGCGACGCCAUGGGGCUGAAGCCCUCCUGUCUGAAAGGCUUUAAGAUGUGUGUCAGCAGCAGCAGCAGCAGCAACAACAACCAUGACGAGGCCCCUGUGCUGAACGACAAACACCUGAGUGUCCCCAACAUCAUCAUUACACCCCCAACCCCGACGGGCACGGGGCUUUCCAGAGACUCCAAGCAGCCAGUCUGGAUGGAUGAGUUGGGGUGUUAUCAAGAUGAUGGAGAGUUGGACCCUGAAGCCUGAGAAGUCACCAAGUGGUGGGACCUGUGUGGCAGCUUCUUGCCUCACUGCCCCUUGCCCCAGGUGUUGGGGACAUGGCUACCUGAGCAGCUGGAUGAGGACUGAGAAUUGGGCCCUGGAUCAAGACAGGAGUGGCCAACGGAACACAGCAGGGCUCUGGCCCCGGCAGAGCAGACAUCUGUCACCUCCAUGUCCUUGCCAAGCCAGACCCCAGCUUGGUGAGGAGGAAGUGACCCUGCCCUAUGGCCACUGUGGCCACAGACCCUGGCCCUCAAGGUCACAGCACACAAGGACUUCUUGCCAGAGCAGGGCCUCUGUUUUUUAUAAGUUGUUUUACAGGUACAGAACCCACGUCCUGAGUGAGAUUUAUAAAUAAAGCACCUUUGUGACUUG
Molecule: messenger RNA, 837 nt
Organism: Peromyscus californicus insignis
Lineage: Eukaryota; Metazoa; Chordata; Mammalia; Rodentia; Cricetidae
Gene: Clmb
Product: chromosome unknown C16orf74 homolog
Exons: 4
Coding region: 16-447 (143 amino acids)
Source: RefSeq, a predicted model, not a curated record